Molecule: messenger RNA, 1620 nt
Organism: Baudoinia panamericana UAMH 10762
Lineage: Eukaryota; Fungi; Ascomycota; Dothideomycetes; Mycosphaerellales; Teratosphaeriaceae
Exons: 4
Coding region: 341-1540 (399 amino acids)
Source: RefSeq, a predicted model, not a curated record
AAGACAUGUUAGCAAGAGCUUCGGAAUGUAUCACAAAUAUCUACUGCCUAGUACCGAUCCCGAGAACAUCAUGGCGGCUAACUGCUGUUCUCGUGUUCUAAGCCUCGGCUAGCCAUGCCUGGAGCGAGCUAGCCCUAUUUGGGGAAAAGUCGUCUCUCUGCGUGACUUCUUCCAUCAUCGGCUCCGCGCAUCCGGAUCGAGGGGUGACAACCCCGCCAAAUCCGCCCUGCAUGAGGUGAAUGUAUCUGCCUUUUGCGAUGACAUAGCCUGAAUGGAGCACAAUGCCCCGAUGGUAAUCUACUAAUCGAUGGAGCUGUACAGAUGAGGUAGGGGCUACAACAUGGCGGACGCACUCCAGCAAGGCAACUCUGAAGCGCCGCCGGCGAACCAGCAGCGAGUCUCGCAAGCGAUCGUCUUCGGCGCUUCUGGUAUCAGCGGCUAUGCCUUGAUGAAAGAGCUCACCCGUUACCCUACCCCGACAACCUUCUCCCGCAUCAUCGGCCUCACGCAUCGCCCGCUCAAGAAAGAGAUCUCCCUCCUCCCCGAAGAUGAGCGCUUGGAGCUGUACAGCGACCUCGACCUGCUGGACCGCAACAAAACCCUGCUGCAGAUGCAGCAUAUUCCCGGCGUCGAACAUACGACGCACGUCUACUUCGCCGCGUACUCGGGCCAUGGGAGUAGCUACGAAGAGCUCAAGUGGACCAAUGCCGAGCUGUUGACGAAUGCGGUCGGCACGUGUGAGAUUGUUUGUCCGCUGAUGCAGUUUUUCACACUGCAGACGGGUGGGAAGGCAUACGGCGUCGAAUUCUCGGACAAGGUGCCCUACAACCCACCCCUCUCCGAAUCCCUCCCGCGCAUCCCCGAACCGUACGCCUCCAACAUCUUCUACUACGAGCAAUACGACAUCAUGACGCGCGCCUCGGCGGGCAAGCCAUGGACCUUCUGCGAGAUCCGCCCGGAUGCUAUCGUCGGCUUCGUGCCGCAGAACAACGCCAUGAACAUCGCGCAAGCUCUGGGUCUGUUUCUCAGUCUGUGGAAGGACGUCAAUGGCGAGGGGUCGGAGGUGGUGUUCCCGGGUAACGAGAAAGCGUGGGAAGCGUUGCAUACGGAUACGAGUCAGGACAUCUUGGCGCGGUUCCACAUCUUUGCCAGCUUGAAGCCGGAGAUGACGAGCGAGAAGACUUUUAACGUUGUCGACGGUCCCGCGACGCAUUGGAAGGAAGUCUGGCCGCAGGUGUGCGCGUACUUUGGUCUGCGAGGCGUUGCGCCGCAGUCUGGGGACCGGGAGCCUUUCAGCGCGCAGAGGUGGAUGGAGGAGCAGCACGGCAACUGGGCGAAGUGGGUGCAGAAGUAUGGGUUGAAGGAGGGGGCGUUGGAGGGGACGACGUGGAAGUUUAUGCAGGAUGUCAUUGGGAUUCCGUUCAGGCGGGAUUACGAUGCGAGUGCGAGUCGCAGUAUUGGGUUUACGGAGGAGCGGCCACAUGCGGAGGGGUACCUCAUGGUGUUUGAGGAGAUGAGGAGGGCGAGGAUUAUCCCGUAGUCAGAUACUAUUCGUACGGCACACGGUGCGACAGUACCAUCACGUCGUGCGAAAGCGGCAGGCCGACGGCGAGGCUCGCA